Vanessa atalanta (red admiral) is the source of this 3785-nucleotide messenger RNA. RefSeq names its product DDB1- and CUL4-associated factor 12 homolog (gene DCAF12). The transcript has 10 exons. Gene Ontology annotation, cellular component: Cul4-RING E3 ubiquitin ligase complex. Lineage: Eukaryota; Metazoa; Arthropoda; Insecta; Lepidoptera; Nymphalidae. The record is from RefSeq and is a predicted model, not a curated record. The coding region runs from base 290 to 1639 and encodes 449 amino acids. Gene Ontology annotation, molecular function: protein binding.
ACUUUCCGUCAUCUCAUUAUUUUUCUAAAAUAUUUUAAUAGAGAGUAAAUAGAUUCAUUGAUUAUAUAUUUCCAAUUAUUAAAACACAAUUUAAUUCUCAAAAUGCACAGCAUGUCUUAGGUGCUUUGAAUUCGAUGUUAGUGCGAAACUUUCUAAUAAAGCAACACUAUUACAAUAAUGAAAUAUGUCGUCGCAUUAUGGAUCCAUGUACAAUCGAACAAAACGAAAGUGAAUAAUUGAACGUGUGUUUAGUGAAUUAGCGUGUUUUAGUUAUAUAUUAUAGUUUAAAAUGGCGCAGACAGUGAGACGCGCCAUCGAGGCGAGAUAUCCCUCAUGUUAUAUACCUAGUAGAAUUAAGGAAAGGAGGGCAAAAGCCAGAGCCCUGAGAAUGGAGAAACAACGUAAACCAGAUAAGCCUGAAGACUUUGUAUGCUAUUCUGAUAGUGAUAGUGAAGAAGAAACCCCUGCACAACAGCACACAGUUCUAUCCACAUCAUACAAUUUCGUAGACUAUGUACGAUCUAGAGAAAUUCAAGCACCAGAGCCCCGAUCCGUGGACCCCUCGUAUGCAACUCGCCACAUGCUCACACACGACAUGUUUCGCGAGACGCCCGUCAACCUCGGCAAUAUGAACAAGGUGUUCUGCUCACAGUGGUUGUCAGACAGACAGGUGGUCUUCGGUACCAAGUGCAAUAAGCUGAUGGUGUACGACGUGCGCUCGCGCUCGCUGGACGCCAUCCCCACGCUGCGGCCGCGCGCGCCCUGGCCCGGCGCCGAGCACCAGACCGGCAUACACGCGCUGCAGAUCAACCCCUCCAGAACACUACUGGCGACCGGCGCGCGAAACUCGUGCGAGCUCGCGAUAUACAGCUUACCCACCCUCGAUCCGGUCUGCGUAGGGGAGGCGCACAAGGACUGGAUCCUCGACAUGUGCUGGCUGGACGACGAGUUCCUGGUGACGGGCUCGCGCGACUCCAAGCUGGCGCUGUGGCGCGCGCCGCCCGCGCCCGCCGCGCAGCGCACGCCGCAGCACCGCUUCGUGGCGCCCGUCGCCGUGCGCGAGUGCCGCGCCGGCCAGAAAGUCCGUGCUCUGACAUUCAACACGAAGUGGGGCGAGAUAGCAGCGCUAACGCUCAACGGAUAUAUCCACGUGUUCAGCGCCAGCACCUUCCGCCAGUCGCUCUCCCGCAAGCUGCCCUCCUGCCAGGACCUCGUCUGCCUCGCUACGCAGGAGAGUGGAAUAUACGCGAUCGGCUGCAAGUCGUACACGUUGCUGCUGGACUGUCGCACGCUGCAAUCCGUGAAGAAGAUCACGUCGCGGUACAACGGCUGCGGCAUCCGCUCCGCCAGCUUCCGCGGACACAUGCUCACCAUCGGCACCGGGCUGGGCUUACUGAUGUUCUACGACCUGAGAGCGGGUAAAUACUUGGAGAGCAACAUCCACUCCUCUAAAACGGUCACACUCAAAGCGUCCAAAGGCUAUGUGUUCCCGGACGAGGAGGCGGACGGGUUCAACCAGGUGAAGUACGUGCCGGCCAUCUACACGCACUGCUACGACGACAGCGGCACGCGCAUCUUCACGGCCGGCGGCCCGCUGCCCGCGCCGCUCAUCGGGAACUACGCCGGCCUCUGGCAGUAGCCGCGCCAGUCGCCGCGCCAGUCGCCGCGCCAGUCGCCGCGCCAGUCGCCGCGCCAGUCGCCGCGCCAGCCGCCGCGACCCCCGACGCGUUAACCUUGUCACGUUAGCGGUUAGUCGUGACGUAGCUGGUUGUAGAGACUCGUACCUUCUAGUGUUCGGCUCGAAAUGUAUGAUGUAAAUAUGAUUAGUAAAAUCUAAGUUUUACGUGGACUUUUAUUUUUUCAAUGUAAUUUUGGUACUUUUGGGACUUAAAGAUUGUAUCGAAGCUAAUUCGUUGUCUCUUAAUUUGGAUAUCUUUUCUAUGUUUAGAAGGUCGAUAUUAGCUAAACUCUCCUUAAAUUAUAUUUUAAAUGAAUUUGAUGGAAAAGAAAAUUAAAUAUCUGUCCGAGUUCCUUUCUAAAAUAUAUAAUAGAAAAUUUUCAUUUGUAAAGCCAUAUUACCUCAUUAUAGUUCACAAUUGAAAACGAGAAGAACACGAGUAUCAGAUUCACUACGAGUAAAUAUAAAAAUAAUAACUCGUCAAACCUGACCAACCUAAGUCCAAAGGUACAAGAUACACGACUACAGAUAUAAAUGUAAAAACCGAUGGAACACCCGUUAAUAUUCCAUUAAAUUAACAAUUAAAUUCGCUCACAGAAAGUGCGCCUCUCCACAUUUAAUUUAUUAAUUUUUAAAAAUGUAAACUUAACAAAUAUAAUGUAAUUUGUAUUUUUUUGCUAUCUCUACUCGUAGUCGUCACACACACUAAGACUUGUAAGCUCGAGCGUCACUCACCCAUACUAACGCACGUCGACAAUAAUAAAAUAUAACGUGAAGGGGCGCGACUUGUAUCCUGUCGCGAGUUAAUAUACCUUUAACUUUAUAGUAAAAAAAAGUUACGUUUUGACUACACAGCAGUGUGACGUCACAAAUAAGAUAGUCAAGUCGGUAACCUAAAAUCCUCGCGCAUCGGAGUGCCCCCGCCGAUUUUGAGUAAUAAUUGACGCGUACGAUCUUUUGCACUACCAUUACUCGUGUACCCUUUUUUCAAAUUGGAGCAACCGAUUAAACUUGGCCCAGAUUAUUCACUUUCGUAAAUGAUAUCAAUUUCAUGAAGAUAAUUCGACACAUGAAUAAUUUCAGAAAUAAUUAUAUUGUACAAAUUUAAUGUCCUUUGAAAUUCUGUGAUUGUAUAACAUGUUAGCCGGGACACUGCCUUGCAUACUGAAUAAUUAAUGAUAUAAUAAUAAUUAUUAAUUAAAACGCUAUUAAAAGCUAGACGCUAAAUUAUCUUAUUUCGUAAUUAAUUACUGGGAACGGACGAUGUUUCUUCGUAAAAAAAUAUAGACACAUUUUUCAUUCAAAACUAUGUCUAUAGAUUACUUCCUGCUGAUAUUGGAAUCUGACAUAUGGACGGAGUUUAACAGGCAUGGCUGUCACAAUUGUUUUUAAAAAGUAUUUUGAAAUUUGUACAAUGGUUAGGAAAAAAAAUAUUUGAUUUAUUCAGGGCAAUCGAUUUUUAAACGUGAAGCCGUGUACAAAUAAUAUUAAAAAAAUUAAAGUGAGAAAAUCUUCAUAAAAUCAAAUAAUCCAAUUUGUAAAAAUUUAGUAAAUCUAAAUUCGUUUAUAUUUAAGCUGCCGCGUGUGAUAUGUCCAUACGUCAGAUCGCAGUAGAGGUUGGCAAUGCUUCCCUACUGAUACGAUACGUGCGAUCUAACUUUGCCGGUCAGAAAUUAGUCACGAGUGUUUGCGCGAAUACUUUUACGAACAAAGGCGAGGUUUGCGGCGGCAGCCUAUAGUUAUUUUUUUAAUGUUUUACACGCGCGAACGUGUCAGUGACCUUAUAUUCAGGCCGGCUUGCUUACAUUGCGCGAAUUAUAAGUGAUUAGUCAUUAAUUUUGCUCAGCUACGAUCAUAUGUCAUGAAAUCUGUAUGUAAGCAACAAAUCUGAAACUUAUGUUAAUGUAUGUCAUGAAAUUGGAUAUGCAUUGCCAGUAUGGAGCCAUAUUGUAAUAUAUUCAUGACAAGGAAACAUUGUCCAUAUAAUUUAUUUAAAGUUAAGUACUAACUUAAUUGUAUACUGUUUGGAAACGAGUUGUUUUUACUUAUAAUUCUUACCAAGUAAAUGAAAAGAACUAUAGUGAUGAAUUAAAAAAAAAUAUACUGA